Molecule: messenger RNA, 2557 nt
Organism: Dendroctonus ponderosae (mountain pine beetle)
Lineage: Eukaryota; Metazoa; Arthropoda; Insecta; Coleoptera; Curculionidae
Exons: 7
Coding region: 514-2544 (676 amino acids)
Source: RefSeq, a predicted model, not a curated record
AAUAACUAAGUUUUACCCUUUGUUAAUAUUUAAUGCUGUAAGUCGUCAAACUUUAGCAAGUAUUUGUGAGUGUCGGAAGAAGUGAACCUUUCUGCCUAAAAACCCUGAAAAUCUGUAUCGAGUGUCGUUUUUUGCCUACCUAUUGGGGUUUUUCGGAAAAUUCCAGACUCUAAAGAGAUAGAGCUGAAAUUUUCUAAAAGCUCUUGAACUGAAUGCGUUUAUAUCUCUGAAACGGUUGUUAAUAACUGAACUGAAAAUAAAAUGGUUUCAGUAGAGUACAUGGAAGCAGUCUUUUCUUAAAUUUCUUCCCCUAAAAAAGUUAGAAGGGAAAAGGGCCAAUUUGAACGAAUCGUCAAAGUUCGCGAGUUUCUAUCGCGGAAACGGUUGAAAAUAUCUAAAUAGUCAAUAAGACCUUUUCGAUAGAGCGUUCCCAAAUUUUUCAAACAACCGCCAGGAAAAGUAGGUGUUCAGUUGAGAAUAUUUGACGCACUCAUCAGCUCCGAAAGAAAAACCAUGUACGAUAAAAUCCAGUACGCGCCUUUACCAACGUCGAAGCGUGAAACCAAAGAGCCCGCAGUUCAACCGGGAUGGAAAUGCUAUUCAGUCGCUAUCAAGCUCUGGCUGGUCAGUCUAGCGCUAUUGGGGUCUCUGUAUCUUUUAGAGGUGUUCAGUUUAAAAUCGCUCCCGAAAACUGCCUUAAAUGCGCUGAGCGGUUUGCACAAACCACCCGAAAUCGGCAGCAAGUCGCUCCACGGAUAUCUGGUGAACACUCCAGGCUGCAGAAUCCCGGACAUGGAUCCUUUCGAUUCCGCCAUUAGAGAGUUUAUAUUUUCUCCGCCCGAACAAAAGUGCCUCAAAGUUCCGCCUGCUCUUUUCUACAGCACCCCUACGGAGCUCCACAUGAAUCUCCCAGUUUUGCGCCAGUUUCAUCAGUUGAAAAACUCGUCCGAACUCCACUGUUGCUAUCAGGAAUUUUCCAGACAAGAUCCUUCAGGAUCUAGUGCGGAUGUGCAGGUUGCUUAUAGCGAACAGUGUGUAGAACUGGGAAAAAGCGCCACUGCAAUCCAGAGCGAAUUUAUUAAAGUGACAUGCACGACCAACAGCAAAGCGAAGGUUUAUGAAGACUAUUUCGCGUUUGUGCCCAAAGCGCCGAAGAAAACCAACCCGGCAGUAGAACUAAAGCCGAACGUUUUGAUCAUCGGCCUGGAUGCGAUUUCACGCGUAAACCUGCAUCGACAGCUACCAAAAAGCUACGAAUUCCUAAUGAAGAAGCUGCAAGGAGUGGAGCUGCUGGGCUACAACAAGGUAGCCGACAACACUUUCCCAAACCUAAUCCCAGUACUGACUGGGCUUUUUGAGAAAGAACUGAAACCGCUUUGCUGGCCAACGUUUUCCACGCACUUCGACCGCUGUCCGUUCGUCUGGAAAAACUACAGCCAAAAAGGCUACGCGACAGCCAUUGGGGAAGACUGUGCCUGGAUCGGACUGUUCAACUACUUGAAAGUGGGGUUUAAAAACAGGCCCUCAGAUUAUUACUACACUACCUUCAGCAAGCAGCUUGAAUCAAAGAUUGGGUAUAAUGGGGACAUGAACUGUGCCCAGUGUGUCGGCAGUAGGCUGUCCUACAGCGUUACUCUGGACUAUAUAAAAAAAUUUGUCUGGAGAAUGUCGCGUGACCGGAGUCCCUAUUUUGGCUUCUUCUGGAGCAACAGCCUCUCCCAUGAUUACCUCAACAGACCCGCUUCCGGAGAUGGUAAGAUUAUGGAACUUCUUGUGCACCUGGAGGAGGAGGGCGGUUUAAACAACACGGUGCUGAUUCUUAUGAGCGACCACGGAAUUCGCUGGGGGGACAUUCGGCAAACUUACCAGGGCCAAAUGGAAGAACGACUGCCCUUCGUUAUCCUGGCCCUUCCUCAGUGGUUUAGGCUCCGUUAUGCCCAAGCAGUUGCCAAUCUCAACGCAAACGUACGAAGACUAACAACGCCCUUUGAUUUGCAUGAAACUCUUAAGGAUUUACUGGAUGCUCGUGGGCUGGAAAGCCCUAACCUUGCACUCAAUGAGCUAAAGCGGGGAUACAGUUUAUUUGAAAAAAUACCAAAAACCCGAACGUGCCAAGAGGCUGAAAUAGAGAGCCACUGGUGCACUUGCCAAGAAAGUAGGGCUGUUCCUCCAAACAAUGCCCAAGUGGUGAAAGCGGCAAACUUUGCGGUUGUUACAAUGAAUCAAUUCCUCAAAGGAUACGCGCAAUGCGCCAGUUUAACAUUAGAAAAGAUCAUCAGCGCUAGACUGAUGGCUUAUGAUGCUAAACACAUCACAAGGAAAAAGUCCAUCAGGGACUACAGACUGACUUUGAGGACUUUGCCUGGGGCUGGAGUAUUUGAGGUCACAGUGCGACUAAAGGAUUUCUUCGAGAACCCCACUGAUAAGAACGGCACAUUUAGCAUAACUGGCACGGUGAGCAGGAUAAAUCCGUAUGGGAAACAAAGCAGCUGCAUCACUGACUUCCACUUGAAAUUAUACUGCUUUUGCAAUAGUUUAACUUAACUGUAAUGGAAAA